This is a messenger RNA of Panicum hallii, 450 nucleotides long. RefSeq lists its product as uncharacterized. The record is from RefSeq and is a predicted model, not a curated record. The coding region runs from base 1 to 450 and encodes 149 amino acids. The transcript has 2 exons. Lineage: Eukaryota; Viridiplantae; Streptophyta; Magnoliopsida; Poales; Poaceae.
AUGGCGUCGGCGUACACCCCUGAUGCGGCAUCAGUCACAGCCUCGCCAUCUCCGCAGGACGGGAUCGAGUUCGCGACGCCACUGAUGAUUGACAACGCGCUCGACGCGGACGUAGACAGCUCCGUGCCUCAGCUCACUGCUGAGGAGCCUGGGUUGUUCAAGGAGGCCGAGCAUGCACCGGAAUGGCAGAAUGCCAUGAAGGAGGAGAUGGACGCCAUCGUCGCCAACGGGACUUGGAGUCUCACCGAGCUCCCCGCCGGUCACCGCGCUAUAGGCCUUAAGUGGGUCUACAAAGUGAAACAUGACCAGAUGGGCGCCAUCGUCCAUCACAAAGCGCGCUUGGUGGCCAAAGGAUACAUCCAGUGUCAGGGGGUGGAUUUCGAAGUAGUGUUCGCGCCGGUGGCGUGUCUCGAGUCCGUGCGCCUCAUGCUCGCCAUUGCCGCGCACUAG